GUGAGCGCGGUGUGACGUGUGUUGAGGGCGGAGCUGAGGCAGCAAGAUGGCGCUGGCGGGGGCUGCGGCCGGGGAGCGCGGGUUGCAGAGUAUGGUGUGGCACCGGCUAAAAUCAUCUGUCUUCGAUGACUGUAGGAAGGAAGAAGAAUGGAAGAUAAUCCUUUUAGAUGACUUUACCACUAAACUGCUGUCAUUAUGCUGUAAAAUGACAGAUUUAUUGGCAGAAGGAAUUACUGUUGUGGAGAAUGUGUAUAAAAACCGUGAGCCUGUCCCACACAUGAAGGCAAUUUAUCUCAUUACUCCAACCAAAAAGUCUAUAGAUGGACUUAUAAAUGACUUCAUGAGUAAAUCAUCUAGCAAAUACAAAGCAGCAUAUGUCUAUUUCACUGACUAUUGCCCAGACAAUCUCUUCAAUAAAAUGAAGUCUUCCUGCUCAAAGGCUAUUAGAAGAUGCAAAGAAAUAAAUAUUUCUUUCUUCCCAUAUGAAUCUCAGGUGUUUACUCUUGAUGUCCCGGAUGCUUUCUACUGCUGUUAUAGUCCAACUUUGGAAAAGACAAGUGAUAAAGAUGCCAUGAUGGAAACAGUAGCUCAACAAAUUGUUACUUUAUGUGCCACUUUAAAAGCAAAUCCAGGAGUAAGAUAUAGAAGUAAGCCACUGGAUAAUGCCAGCAAGCUUGGGCAGCUUGUUGAAGAGAAACUUGAAAACUACUAUAAAAAUGAUGAGGAGAGCCAAAUAAAGGAUAAAAACAACUCCCUGCUGUUAAUAAUUGAUCGUGGCUUUGACCCUGUUUCCACCGUACUACAUGAACUUACCUUCCAAGCAAUGGCGUAUGAUCUGCUACCAAUUGAAAAUGAUACAUACAACAGGUAUAAAGCAGAUGGACCUAGUGGAAAGGAAAGGGAAGCAAUUUUGGAGGAGGAAGAUGAACUUUGGGUGAAAAUUCGACACAAGCAUAUUGCGGAUGUACUGGAGGAAAUACCAAAACUUUUGAAAGAAGUAUCAACAAAGAGAAAAGCAACAGAAGGAAAGUUAUCAUUAAGUAAUCUGGCCCAUCUAAUGAAAAAGAUGCCUCAUUUUCGUAAACAGAUUACUAAGCAAGUGGUCCAUCUUAAUAUAGCAGAAGAUUGUAUGAGUAAGUUUAAGUCCAACAUAGAAAAACUGUGCAAAACUGAACAGGAUUUGGCUCUUGGAACUGAUGUAGAAGGCCAGAAAGUGAAAGACUCAAUGAGAGUCCUUCUUCCAGUUCUUCUCAACAAAAAUCAUGACAAGUAUGAUAAAAUAAGAGCGAUCCUCCUUUACAUCUUUAGCACAAAUGGAACAACCCAAGAGAACUUGGACAAGUUGAUCCAGAAUGUACAGAUAGAAAGUGAUAGUGACAUGAUUAAAAACUGGCAAUACCUUGGUGUUCCUAUCAUCUUCUCAUCUGCUACUCAGCAACGUAAACAAUCAAGAAAGGACCGUUCUUCAGAGGAAACGUUUCAGCUUUCUAGAUGGACACCUGUUAUCAAAGAUGUUAUGGAGGAUGCUAUAGAAAACAAACUAGAUUCAAAGGAAUGGCCUUACUGUUCCCGGUGCCCUCCAGCAUGGAAUGGUUCAGGAGUAGUAAGUGUUCGCCAGAAAACGAAGACUAAUCAACCAGAUGACCGGAAGAGUGGCUCAAAGCUGAUUAUUUUUAUAAUUGGAGGCAUUACUUACUCUGAGAUGCGUUGUGCUUAUGAAGUUUCUCAAGCCUGUAAAUCUUGUGAAGUUAUCAUUGGUUCCACACACAUUUUGACACCUAAAAGACUACUGGAUGAUAUAAAGAAAGUUAAUAAACCAAAGGAUAUAGUCUGCAUUAAGGAUGAAACAAGAUUGUAAUGUUUCAGGUGUUAUUUCAGUGGUGCCUAACUAAAAUUUAUUAAGAGAUCCCAUAAUAUAAAUCAUAUGUAUAUAUGUUUAUUAACUUUCAAAUGCUGUAUUCAGGACAGCACAUUCUCCCAAAUAACAGAAUAACUUUUUUAUAAGUGAAAUUUGCUGCUUUUGCCAUUUUGGAGACCAGGGCAGGGCGUCUAACACUUUGGUAUAGGCAGCAGUUGACUAAAGUGCAUUCUGAAAAGGGCAUGUUUACUACUGUAACAAAUUAUGCUAAAUUUAGAAAUUGUGUUUGUAUAUACACUCUAAUGAUGUCUUCAAAAACUAAGAGUUUUUUCUAUCUUGGAAACAGGAGAGUUUAUUGCUGAAAAUGACUGAAAUAAAAGAAUCUGGCUUUAUGUAGAGGUUUCAGAGGAAAACUAAAUAUAAUAUAUGUUGAUUAUUUCACAUAAGUGCAAUGUGUCAUCUAACUAUGAAAGUUUUAUGCAACAUGUACAGUAAUUAACUGAAAAAUAUAUAGUAAGAAAUAUAAACACUCUCUAGUGAGCAUCAUUUUGUGAAAACUCCUAGGACAGAAUGUUAAUCUAAUAUACCUAUGAGACCACGCAGAUCUUCUGAGUGGGAGUUGUGUGGUGGGGUGAAAGUUAAUAAUUGAAAUACUACAUGCUUGUUACUCUCAAUAAAAUACUUUGGAGAAUGUGAUAGAAGUUUUGUAUGAAACACUAAAAAAAAUUUGGUGGGCUUUGACCCUACAGAAUUUCAUAGAAAAAAAAUACUGCUGAGAGCUCAAUUCUGUUUGCUGCUGUGUGUGUGCAAUUCAUGUAUUUUUGUUUGUAAAAUGAAUGGUCUGUGAUCAGGUAAUAAUGCAGACUCAUUAUUAGUGCCAUUUCAAAGACAUUACAACAUAAGCUGGAAAAAGUAGUAUAUCUCUUGCUCCUUUCUACCAAAGAAUUACAAAGGGGCCUGUAUCAGCAUCUGAGCAAGAUGUGGCCAACAUUAGUACUAAUCUAAUGUGUGUUGUUUAAAAAAAAAAAAAAAGUCUCCAACAGUGUGUCUGGAUGGCUAAAACUGAUUGAUAUAAAAUUAAUUGAAUUGUAUUUUUAAUUGUUUUACUUUUUGAAAAUUGACAAAUUGAGUUAGUCAAACUUACUUUUUAAUAUUCAAUUAAAUAUGUGAGUGUCUUCCAAUGCUAACGAGUUCUGCUCUUCUAGUUGAAUACAGAAACAACUUGAUGCUUAAUCUAACUACUACUUUUAUAAAUCUGACAGUAUCAUGGACUGCAUUCAGUCUUUUCAAUAAAAUUUUGAACACAG
This is a messenger RNA of Alligator mississippiensis (American alligator), 3165 nucleotides long. RefSeq names its product syntaxin binding protein 3 (gene STXBP3). Gene Ontology annotation, cellular component: plasma membrane; secretory granule. Gene Ontology annotation, biological process: intracellular protein transport; vesicle-mediated transport; neurotransmitter secretion. NCBI's taxonomy places the organism in Eukaryota, Metazoa, Chordata, Crocodylia, Alligatoridae. The coding region runs from base 47 to 1858 and encodes 603 amino acids. The transcript is spliced from 19 exons. Gene Ontology annotation, molecular function: syntaxin binding. The record is from RefSeq and is a predicted model, not a curated record.